UUCUAAAAAACCGGAGCAAACAAGACGGGCGAACCGAAAAAUAGCUAAUGUCCACGAAACGGUGAACCGGAAUCGGACGGUUUACUCGGACUACUCAACCACCAUGCUCCUCACUGAACUCCAUCUCUUAUCCUUCUUCUCUUCUGCUGAUCUUCGUUCCCUCCUCCUGCAGUCUCUCGCCGAGACACGUCCCUCAGUCAGCCGGUGCCGUCCUUUCACUGGAGUACGUCGCAGAGGCAGAGGUAGAGGGAGAAGGACUGAAAUUGGAGUCGGUGGUUAUGAAGAGGAACAGAGUGGCGGCGGCAAAAGUGCGGUCCUGUAGCUGUGCCGCUUGAAGCAGUGGCGAAGAGAAUUUCAAUUGGACGGAAGCCAUUUCUUUAUUUUUAUUUCCCUAAAUAAAAAAUAAACUUGUCACAUCAAAUCAACGUCAAGAAUUCAUUUUAAUAAAGCAAUCCAAUUUCAGCAACGAAACAUAGGAGAAGAAGUUGCUUGUGUUCCGUUUUUGAGCUGCGAGCUUCAAAUUCACUUGAAUACUGCCAAGUGCCAAAUGAGUUUGAGUGCGAGCUAUUGUGCAAGUUACGGUCUUCGUCUUCGACCUUGCGGAGUUGCAAACUGCAAUCUUGAACGACAUGGCAGGAAUAUUGUUCUUAUCAACACAUCGAAGGAACUUCCAAAAUGUGACAAUUGUCUUCAAUCAAAGUUGAAGAUUGGUACUAACAAUAGUGUGAAGACAUUAAUGGGUGCCAUGGCAGUGACACACUUGAUUGCUCCAGUUGCUGCAAAAGCUGAAGUAGCUGCUUCUGUUUAUUCUUUGGCUGAUGCAAACUUAAGUGACUGGUUUGGAGGCUUAUUGUAUUCAGCUGGGCAACAGGCCAAUGAAGCUGUUCAGAGUCAAUUAUCUUCUCCCAGUUUCACUAGUUUGGCAGUAAUUUUUGGGGCAGGGCUUGUGACCAGUCUUUCUCCUUGUACACUCAGUGUCUUACCGUUGACCCUUGGUUACAUUGGGGCAUUUGGCUCUGGAAAAAGUAGAGCAGAGGUUAUUGGGGAUUCAAUUGCAUUCUCCUUGGGUCUUGCAACAACAUUAGCCCUUUUGGGAGUCGCUGCAUCCUUUGCUGGAAAGGCUUAUGGACAGAUAGGCCAAGGAUUACCACUGGCUGCUUCUGGUUUGGCUGUAAUUAUGGGUCUGAACCUUCUUGAGAUCAUUGAAUUGCAGCUCCCCUCGUUCUUCGACAGUUUUGAUCCACGUGCAGCAGCUGCCAAUUUCCCAUCAAGUGUGCAAGCAUAUCUGGCUGGGCUUACAUUUGCUUUAGCUGCCUCGCCUUGCAGCACACCUGUACUGGCUACCCUUCUAGGUUAUGUUGCUGCAUCCAAGGAUCCAGUGAUUGGAGGCAGCUUACUUUUGACAUACACAACUGGUUAUGUUGCUCCCUUACUCUUAGCUGCUUCUUUUGCUGGAGCAUUACAGAGCUUGCUUUCAUUUCGCAAGUUCUCAGCAUGGAUCAAUCCCAUAAGUGGAGCAAUGCUGCUAGGAGGUGGUGUGUAUACUUUCUUAGAUAGGCUGUUCCCUGCAACAAUGGUGAUGUAGAAAAUUUCCAUGCUCUCAACACAUGGCUCUUACUCGAAACACCUCGUAUAUAUCAUACAAUGAUGCAAAAUUCAAAAGAAAUUGAAAUUCAAGUGCAAGUGCAAGAUUUACUGUAUUCUACAGUUCCCUUUUUUUUUUUUUGGAAAAUGCCCAAAGCUUAAUGGAAGUUGACCAAAAUUUGUCAUAGAUAGUGUUGUUAAUUGAGUUAGUCAGUAUAUUGUACUUAGCGGAUCCAAAUCUAUUAUGUAUUAUUUAGAUAAUUAUAAUCUUUUAUUUAAAAGAACUACUUCAAGUCUGUUGCAGUGUUGCUUGCAUAGUUGGUUUUUGAUUAGCAUGGCUUCCCUUAAACGGAUCGCCUCUAUUGUC
Arachis stenosperma is the source of this 1951-nucleotide messenger RNA. RefSeq names its product cytochrome c-type biogenesis ccda-like chloroplastic protein 2. Bases 548 to 1585 code for a protein of 345 amino acids. Gene Ontology annotation, cellular component: membrane. NCBI's taxonomy places the organism in Eukaryota, Viridiplantae, Streptophyta, Magnoliopsida, Fabales, Fabaceae. The record is from RefSeq and is a predicted model, not a curated record. The transcript has 15 exons. Gene Ontology annotation, biological process: cytochrome complex assembly.